AUGGCUAGUCCUCCCGUUCUAGCUUUCGAUGCCGAGGGCCGUCCAGUGAAGUUCGAAACCUGGCUCGAUGACCUGCACCUGUUCCUACAGCUCACUGCCAAGGAAGAUAUCUCACUGUACGACCACGCCCUAGGCCAUGCUACUGCCCCUGACUCGUCUGCUGACAGCACUCUGCGUUCCCAGUGGCAGACCCGUGAUGCGCACGCUCGCUUUGCUAUACGCAACUCCCUGCCGCUAGACGAGCGCGAGCACUUCGGCCAGUGCAAGACUGCUAAGGACCUCUACACCACUGUAGUUGCCCGCUACUCCUCACCCGCUUCUGCCACACUAGGCCGCCUCACUCUCCCCUACCUGUUCCCCGACCUAGCCUCCUUUCACACUGUCGCAGACCUCAUCACCCACCUUAAGACUAGUGAGGCCCGCUUUCGCGCUGCUAUGCCUGCCGAGUUUCUCACUAGCAACCCCCCCCCGCUCUGGAUCACUCUCUACCACAUCGUCACCCGCCUCCCUGACUCUCUGCGCGCAGUCAGGGACCACUUCCUCUCUCGCUCCCCCACUGAGCUCACUGUUGCCCUCCUCGAGAAGGAACUGCUUGCAGCUGAGGCGAGCAUCGUCGCUGUAGGCACCUCUCGUGGCGACCCCCGCACCCCGUUCUUUGAGGGGUGUUCCCCUUCCCCCCUCCUCCCCUCUGUCGCCUCUGCUGCUGCUGUCGACCUUCUUGGUGCUGAGAAGGUCGGGACCGCGUCUGCUUCGAGCGGGCGCCGCAGGAACAAGGGGGGCAGGGGUGGGGGUGGCGGCGGAGGAGGUGGGGGUGGAGGCGGUGGGAGUGGAGGCGCGGCUGGGGAGACUAGUGGCGGCAGUGGGGGAGGAGACAGCAGCGGUGGGAGUGGUGGUGGAGGCGGCAGCGGAGGCGGAGGUGGUCGUGGCGGCGGCAGGGGUGGAGGUGGCCGGGGCGGCGGCGGUGGGGGUGGUGGUCGUGGAGGCACUGGCGGAGGGCAGAGUCAGCAGCCCGCCCCGACGCUUCAGGCCGCCCGUGAGUGGUAUGCGCAGCGUAGCUUUACCUGCACGUACGUCAUUCGCACAGGUGACCGCAGCGGCCAGCAGUGUGGGAGGCCGCACCCCACGCAGCGCUGCUUCGCGCGCCUUAACGACGCGUGGCGCACUCAGUUUCCUGCUGCCACUGAGCUGCCGCGCUGGGCUGAUCUGGAAAAGAGGGGUGUUGAUAUUUGGGCUUUAGACUUUGAUGCUAUUCUCACUGCCAUGUAUGCGAUGUCUAUUAGUGGAGAGGGUGCUCAGUACUUGCGUGUUCCGCCCGACCCGGGCAUUCAGGCCAGUCCGGCUGCCGCUCUAGGUGCUAGUGCGUCUGCUCCCACAGGUCCUGGUGAGGCUGCUGCCCUAGGUGCUCGUGCGUCCGUGUCCCCUGGUACUGAGUCGACUGCAGCACUGCACACCUUCACACUGGACUCAGGUGCUUCUCGCUCCUUCUUUCGUGACCGCACUGUCCUUGAGCCACUCGCUCGGCCAGUUGCUGUCUCCCUUGCUGACCCCUCUGGGGGUCCGGUCAUUGCGACCUCCUCCACUGUCCUUCCUUGUCCGGCGGUCCCGUCCGGCACGCUGUCAGGUCUCUACCUCCCCUCGUUCUCUACGAACUUGGUGGCAGGUAGUGCGCUCCAGGACGGGGGUGUUCACCAGUUCACCCCCGCCUACGAGCGCGUGACACACUGCACGUGUGCUCGGACGGGUCGCCACCUGGCUACCUUCACUCGGGAGCCGGGGUCGGACCUUUACACACUGACCACUGAGUCCCCUCAGGUAGCUGCGUCCGCGUCUGCGUCUGCGUCAGGUCAGCUGUCCGCCCCCUGCUCGUGUCGCUCUCUGGCGCAUGAGACUGUCCUUUGGCACCACCGCCUUGGUCACCCGUCUGUGCAGCGCCUUCGGGCCAUGCACAAACGGGACCUUGUUGCUGGUCUUCCCAGGGUGCUCCCUCCCCUUCCCGACUCGCCUGCUCCUCCCUGUAUUCCCUGUGUCGAGGGACGGCAGCGCGCCGCUCCUCACUCCUCCUCCUUUCCCCCGACGACUGCUCCCUUGCAGACGCUCCACAUGGACGUGUGGGGCCCAGCCCGCGUCCGUGGUCAGGGUCAGGAGAGGUACUUCCUGAUUGUUGUUGACGACUUCUCGCGCUACACCACGGUCUUCCCCUUGCGCGCCAAGGGUGACGUCCCUGAUGUCUUGAUCCCUUGGAUCCGCAGAUCUCGUCUCCAGCUCAGUGAGCGUUUCCGCUCCGACUUCCCUGUCCUGCGUCUGCACUCUGACAGAGGUGGGGAGUUUUCCUCUGGCCUAUUGGAGGCCUUCUGUCAGCAGGAGGGCAUUGAGCAGUCGUACACGCUUCCGGACUCUCCACAGCAGAAUGGGGUUGCUGAGCGCCGCAUUGGUCUGGUCAUGGAGGUCGCUCGUACCUCCUUGAGCCAUGCGGCUGCCCCCCAUUUUCUGUGGCCGUUUGCAGUCCGAUACGCUGCGCAUCAGCUCAACCUCUGGCCCCGUGUCUCCUUGCCCGAGACUUCUCCGACACUGCGUUGGACGGGAGAGGCUGGCGAUGCGUCGCGUUUUCGGGUCUGGGGAUCCCGAGCUUUUGUCCGCGACACGUCCGCGGACAAGCUCUCCCGUCGCGCUGUCCCCUGCGUCUUCCUUGGCUUUGUCCCGGACGCCCCUGGCUGGCAGUUCUACCACCCCACCUCGCGUCGUGUCCUGGCCUCUCAGGACGUCACUUUUGACGAGUCCGUCCCCUACUACCGCCUCUUCCCCUACCGCACUGCCCCGCUCCCCCCCCCCCGCCUCUCUUCCUCGCUCCAGGUAGACCCGGGUGAGCCUGUCGAGGUAGCUGUUGACUCUCGUCCUGCUAGGGGUGCUGAGCCUAGGGGUGCUGCGUCUGGGGGUGCUGAGCCUGGGGGUGCUGCGUCUGGGGGUGCGGAGCCUGGAGGUGCGGAGCCUGGAGGUGCUGAGCCUGGGGGUGCUGAGUCUGGAGGUGCUGAGUCUGGGGGUGCUGAGCCUGCGCGUGCUACACCUGGAGGAGCCCUCUCCUCCCAGCAGCUGCAGGAGAGGUACCUCGAGUACUGCCGCCUCCGGAGAGGUGCUGCUGGAGCUCGUCCCGGUACUUCCCCUCCUACCCAGGAGCUCCCCCCCAUUCAGCAGAUCCGCGAGUGGUACACACGCCGCUGCAGUCUUCGGAGUGGUGCUCCUGGUGCUGCGGACCCUGGGGGUGGCACUGCUGCUGGUGCUGAGGACCCGGACGUUGGAGCUGCUGCUGGUGCUGCGGACCUGCCUGGUGGAGCUGCUGCUGGUGCUGAGGACUCGGACGUUGGAGCUGCUGCUGGAGCUGAGGACCCGGGCGGUGGCGCUGCUGCUGGUGCUGAGGACCCGGACGGUGGAGCUGCUGCUGGUGCUGAGGACUCGGACGGUGGAGCUGCUGCUGGAGCUGAGGACCCGAGCGGUGGCGCUGCUGCUGCUGCUGAGGACCCGGGCGUUGGAGCUCCUGCUGGUGCUGAGGACCCGGACACUGGAGCUCCUACUGGUACUGAGGACCCGGCCGCUGGAGUCUCCUCUGCUUCUGGAGACGCUGUGCGGCCGCGACCGUACUUCGUACCGCUCCUUCAGCAGGUUCUUGGGCAGGCUCCUCCUCCUUGUCCUCCUCCCUCCGUAGAGUGUCCCCCGCCUGUCCAGCCGCAGUCACAGUUACCGCCUACCUCGCCUCUCCCUGCUCCCUCUCCUUACACUGGUCCCACAGGAGGUCUUACAGAGCGUCGUGAGCCUGAGUCUCGUCCUGCGUCGCCUGUUCGUCCUGCUCGCACUGGUAGUCGUGUCCGUCGUGAGCGUCCUCCUCCUGUCCCAGGCACUCACUACAUGACUCUGCGUCCCUCUACUGCUCCUCGGCGUGUCCCUCUACCGUCUCCUCCUGCGUCCUCUUUGCCUGACGUUCCGGACCCUGAGUCUGACCGGUAUCGUGCUGAGCACCCUACUGUCACGCGUCUCCUCGCUACUGUUGUCACUGACCCUACCUUUGAGUCCUCGGCUGCGUCUGCUCUGGUCGCUGAGUUGGUUGACUUUGCUGCUGCCUGUCGUCUAGACUACGCUGCUAGCCUUGUUGCUGAGUCUGAGUCUGAGUCUGUCUGUCCUCCGUCCGUCGGGGGUGAGUGUGCUCUUGGCACGGACGUCCUUGAGGACAGACAGGAGGAGUUCCAGUGUCUUGCUGCUGCUUUGCCCCGUCUCGUGUCCUUGCUAGUUGCCCCUGAGGGAGACCCGGAUGCACCAGACAUCCAGACCCCGCGCACUUACGCUGAGGCGAUGGCGGGUCCCUACUCCUCUCAGUGGCAGACAGCCAUGGACGCCGAGAUGGCUUCCUGGAAGUCCACACGCACCUACGUCGACGAGGUUCCCCCUCCUGGGGCGAACAUCGUCAGUGGCAUGUGGAUUUUCAGGGUGAAGCGGCCGCCGGGUUCUCCGCCUGUCUUCAAGGCGCGUUACGUGGCUCGAGGCUUCAGUCAGCGAGAGGGAGUUGACUUCUUCCAGACCUUCUCCCCCACCCCGAAGAUGACUACUCUUCGGGUGCUGCUGCACAUAGCCGCCCACCGCGACUACGAGCUUCACUCACUUGACUUCAGCACUGCUUUCUUGCAGGGCAGCCUGCACGAGGAGAUCUGGCUGCGCCGCCCACCUGGCUUCACUGGGUCGUUUCCUCCUGGUACCCAGUGGAGGCUUCAGCGGCCGGUCUACGGUCUCCGCCAGGCUCCGCGUGAGUGGCACGACACACUGAGGACUACACUUGCGGCUCUUGGGUUCGCGCCUUCUACAGCUGACCCGUCGCUGUUCCUGCGCACCGACACUUCGCUGCCGCCGUUCUACAUCCUCGUGUACGUCGACGACUUGGUCUUUGCCACUGCUGACACUGCAGGACUCGCCUACGUGAAGUCGGAGCUGCAGAGGAGACACACGUGCACAGACCUGGGUGAGCUGACAAGCUAUCUUGGCUUGCGGAUCACCCGGGACAGAGCACGGCGCACCAUCACCCUGACUCAGUCACACAUGGUGCAGCAGGUUCUCCAGCGCUUCCGCUUCACGUACUCCUCGCCUCAGUCCACUCCUCUGCCUACCGGUCACUCGCUCUCAGCUCUGCCUUCGGAUGAGUCCGUAGAGCCGAGUGGCCCGUAUCCAGAGCUUGUGGGCUGCCUCAUGUACCUGAUGACCUGCACUCGACCUGACCUUGCAUACCCUCUUAGCAUCCUUGCACGCUAUGUCGCUCCUGGCCGUCACAGGAAGGAGCACAUGGAUGCCGCUAAGAGGGUGUUGCGCUACUUGUGCAGUACGUCAGGCAUGGGGCUUGUGCUUGGAGGGCGAGACCGAGUUGUUCUCACAGGGCACUCAGACGCUUCUUGGGCAGACGACCAGGCCACUCAGCGGUCGUCUCAGGGUUACACCUUCAGCCUUGGCUCUGGCUCAGUUUCUUGGCGCUCUACACGCUCUUCUUCUGUUCUCGGCUCCAGUUGCGAGGCUGAGAUCUACGCUACAGCCAUGGCUGCCCAGGAGCUACGCUGGCUGACCUACCUGCUGACCGACCUCGGAGAGCGGCCUCGUUCUCCUCCAGUACUGUACGUCGACAACAAGGCUGCCAUUGCCUUGUGUGAGGAGCACAGACUGGAGCACAGAACGAAGCACAUCGCCCUUCGGUACUUCCUUGCUCGUGAGCUGCAGCAGCGCGGUCAGCUUUGUAUUCGCUACGUGGCCACUGAGGCCAACACUGCUGAUGUGUUCACCAAGGCGCUUCAGCCUCGUGACCAUCAGCGCUUCUGCACUCUACUAGGCCUUGUGCCUACUGGACCUCACUUACUUACCUCUUGA
Messenger RNA from Closterium sp. Yama58-4, 5889 nucleotides. The record is from the annotation of a GenBank genome assembly. NCBI's taxonomy places the organism in Eukaryota, Viridiplantae, Streptophyta, Zygnematophyceae, Desmidiales, Closteriaceae.